Messenger RNA from Aspergillus wentii DTO 134E9, 1221 nucleotides. Its product is annotated as CapA family protein. The record is from RefSeq and is a predicted model, not a curated record. The transcript has a single exon. NCBI's taxonomy places the organism in Eukaryota, Fungi, Ascomycota, Eurotiomycetes, Eurotiales, Aspergillaceae. The coding region runs from base 1 to 1221 and encodes 406 amino acids.
AUGCCCAACUCCAAUACUACCCGAGUCUUCUCCCUCAACUUCAUCGGCGACAUAAUGCUCGGCCGCCUCAUCGACCAACUCUGGCCCCAACACGUCGACAACCCCCACGACCACCGCACCAUCACAAACUUCCUCGACAACUACCCCUACCUAGAAUCCUACACCCCCAAAUCCCCCUGGGGCACCGCCCUCCCCCUCUUCCACACCUCCGACCUAAACCUCAUCAACCUCGAAACAGCCGUGACGACCAGCCCCGAGCCCUGGCCCAACAAAGCAUUCAACUACCGCAUGCAUCCCGCAAACGUCGCGGCCCUGCACGAGGCACGCAUCGACUAUGCGAAUCUGGCGAAUAACCACGUCUUGGAUUUUGGGACUGAGGGGCUCGUCGAGACGGUGUGGACGCUCAGGGAGAGUCGGAUUGCAUUUUCGGGGGCGGGGGAGAGGACGAAAGAAGCUGUUUCUGGGACGGUGGUGAGGUUGCCUAGGGUUGAGAAAGAGGGAGGAAAAGUUGCGCGUGCUUCGUCUGUGUCUGCGUCUGCGUCUGCGUCUGCGUCUCAACGCCAAAAGGGCGAUGACAGUGAGAAACAAGAGCACUAUCAAAUCCACAUCUCCUCCGCAUCCGACCACCCCAGUUCCUGGUCCGACAUCCCCACAUUCCACUUCAUCGACUAUACGUCGUCCACACGGCAAUCCCUAAAGUCCCUCCUCACGUCGCCGUCCAGUCAGUCCGCCGCGCUGAAGAUCUUCUCCGUACACUGGGGCCCGAACUACGCCUGGCGGCCCGACAGCCAGAUCCGAUCGAUGGCGCAUUUCCUGGUCGACGAGUGCGGGGUGGAUAUUGUGCAUGGGCACUCGGCGCACCAUGUGCAAGGCGUGGAGCGGUAUAAGGGCAAACUGAUCAUAUAUGGGUGCGGGGAUUUUGUGGAUGAUUAUGCGUUGAAUGAGCAGUUUCGGAAUGAUUUGGGGGGUGUUUGGAGGGUUUGGGUUAGGGGGGUUGAGGGGGAUGGGGAUGGGGGCAAGGUGAAGAAGUUGGGAUUGGAUCGAUUGGAAAUCUUUCCCACGAGGUGUGAUCGGUUUCAAGUGACGUUGUUAAAUAGGGCGGACGAAGAUCAUGGGUGGGUGAGGAGGCGGAUCACGAAGCUUACUGAGGAGAUGGGGACGAAGGUUAGGAAAGAUCUUGGAGAGGAAGGUCAGAUUGUGAUUGAUUUGGAUGUUGAUUGA